AGCGCGCAACGGCAGCGCAAGCAGUUACAUUGAAGACGUCGCAGCAGACGGAUGCGCAACCCGCAACUUGGUGUUAAUGUAAUUUUAGAAUUUUCAAUCUGUUUCGCAUAGUGACUUGUGAACAAUGAGUAGAGGAGAACACUGAUAAACGAUGAUGAAAAAAGCGGCAAAAGCAAAGAGUGUAGUGCAAAAGUUGAACGGAAGUUGAUGAUGAACAAAGAACGGAUAAUUGCAAUAGCUAAACAACAUAAAAAGAGAGAAAAACCAAACGAAAUAACUGUUUACCAUUCGUGGAGUGUUAACUGUGAAAGCUGCAACAAAUGAGCAGACAUACGGCGAAUACGGCUAAGGGCUUGGAAGAAAAAUGAGAAAAGUGAGAUAGCAGCAAUGCAUUGCAUGCCCCCAAUAUAUACCACCAGCAUGCCAUUAUAAAAUCCAAGCAAUAUCAGAGCAACGCAGCAACACCAACAUCAACAUUAUUACCAGACAUAAAUCAUUCGGAUAAAGGCUCAAAUUAACGUUUUACUUUGGACAUACACAAUGGCACACUACAGCGGACAUCAGGCCCCAAGUGAGGUGCCCGCUCACUUCAAGAAUCUAUUCACCAAUGGCCAAUUGGGCGACGAGGAUGACAACAAUGGCAAUGGCAAUGGCAACAACGACAACAACAAUAACAACAACAACAACAAUAAUAAUAAUGAUCAGGAGAAUCGUGCCGUUAAUGGCAACAAUGAAUCCAACGCUGUCUGCUGGGUCUUUGGAUACGGCUCUUUGUGCUGGUAUCCGGGCUUCAACUACACCAAAUGCAUUACGGGCUAUAUACGAGGUUAUGUGCGGCGCUUCUGGCAGGGCAACGUAACGCAUCGCGGCACCGACAAAGAGCCGGGACGUGUUGCCACUUUAAUCGAGGACAGAGAGGGCAUUACAUGGGGCUGUGCGUACAGAAUAACGGGCUCAACGGCUCUGGAGUAUCUCAAGCAACGCGAGUGCACAUUGGGUGGCUAUGCAACGAUCGAAGCCAAAUUCUUUCCCCGCGUCGCAUCACAUGACACGCCCUUCAGUGGCGAGGCCGUGGAGGUAAUGAUCUAUGUGGCAACGCCGGAGAAUAGGCAUUGGCUGGGCGAUGCACCCCUGGCGCUGAUAUCGCAACAAAUCGCCAAUAGCCGUGGACCGAGCGGCCACAAUGCCGAAUAUCUGUUGCGGUUGGCGCUGUUCAUGCACGAAGAAAUACCGGGCGUGUGGGAUGAGCAUCUAUUUGAGCUGGAGCGAUUGGUGCUGGAGGAGAUUUUAAGCAAGGAAAUUCCGCUGUCGUCGGUGAUGGGUCGGAAUCCGGAUCGUAUACGUCGCGACUCCCACGAAGAUGUGCGCCGGCCUCCAACAUUUGAGUUCACCUCACGGGUGCCAGAUACAAAGCUGCGCUGUCUGAAUAUUUGAUUGUGGCCCUGGUCGGUGGGGCCAGGAGGGAAACGCAUGCAGAAUAUGCCAAAUCCAUUAUCAAAAUCCAUUAUCACAGCAUACGAGAGUGUAUGACUUAUUUUGAUGUAUUCUCUAAAUUGUAAAUAAUCAUAGCCGUAACAAUAAGCAGUAA
Molecule: messenger RNA, 1588 nt
Organism: Drosophila grimshawi
Lineage: Eukaryota; Metazoa; Arthropoda; Insecta; Diptera; Drosophilidae
Product: glutathione-specific gamma-glutamylcyclotransferase 1
Exons: 5
Coding region: 541-1434 (297 amino acids)
Biological process (GO): glutathione catabolic process
Cellular component (GO): cytoplasm
Molecular function (GO): glutathione specific gamma-glutamylcyclotransferase activity; gamma-glutamylcyclotransferase activity
Source: RefSeq, a predicted model, not a curated record